This is a messenger RNA of Vigna unguiculata (cowpea), 1077 nucleotides long. Its product is annotated as isoliquiritigenin 2'-O-methyltransferase-like. Gene Ontology annotation, molecular function: protein dimerization activity; O-methyltransferase activity. The record is from RefSeq and is a predicted model, not a curated record. Lineage: Eukaryota; Viridiplantae; Streptophyta; Magnoliopsida; Fabales; Fabaceae.
AUGGGUUCUAACUGUGGUGAAGAAAAUGAUCCAUGCCUUUCUGCCAUGCUACUAAGUUUCAGCCCAAUGGUUUACACUGCUGUGUUGAAUGCUGCCAUUGAGCUCAACUUGUUUGAUAUCAUUGCUAAAACAACAACAAAAGCCCCAUUUGGUGUUUCAGCUUCAGAGAUUGCUUCUCGACUCCCAAUUCAGCACAAAAAACUACCUCAAAGGCUUGAUCGCAUGUUGUCUCUUCUUGCAAGUCACUCUCUUCUCACUUGCUCCACACGCACAAAUCAAGAUGGUAAGGUCCAAAGACUCUUUCAGCUUUCACCUUCCGGAAAGUACUUCACCAAUGCAGAAGCCACUGCUUCUUUGGCCUUGUUCACAACGUUUAUGAAUCAUCCAAACCUUGUUAAGGCAUUCCUUAAUUUCAAGGAGAUAGUUCUUGACUGUGAUAAUGGCCUAUACAUGAAAGUUCAUGGAAUGCCUAUUUUUGAAGGCAUACAAUCUGAUCCAGCAUGGAAUCAUAUCUUCAAUGAAGCAAUGGCCAAUAUCUGCACAACAGAAAUGAGAAAGAUACUUGAAAUAUACAGUGGAUUUGAAGGAAUAUCACUGCUUAUUGAUGUGGGAGGAGGAGUAGGGCAAAGUUUGAACAUCAUAAUCUCUAAGUAUCCUUCCAUAAAGGGUGUCAAUUUUGAUCUUCCACAAGUAAUACAACAAGCUCCACCUUAUCCAGGAAUUGAACAUGUUGAAGGAGACAUGUUUGAAAGUGUUCCAAAAGGUGAUGCCAUACUACUGAAGGGCAUAUUGCACAAUUGGUCGGAUGAAAAUUGUUUGAAAAUUCUGAAUAAUUGCUACAAAGCUUUGCCAGAAAAUGGAAAGGUGGUUGUUGUAGAUUUCAUAAUGCCUGAAGCAAUUGGUUCUUCUGAAGCAGAUAAGAUGGUUACUAGCUUUGAUAACCUGAUGUUUCUUGAUGGAGGAAGUGAAAGAACUGAGAAAGAGUUUAUGAAUUUAUGCCAAAUUUCUGAGUUUUCUUCUUUCAGAGUUGUUUCUCGUGCCUUUACUGCUCUAGGAGUAAUGGAAUUUUAUAAAUAA